Molecule: messenger RNA, 884 nt
Organism: Fragaria vesca subsp. vesca
Lineage: Eukaryota; Viridiplantae; Streptophyta; Magnoliopsida; Rosales; Rosaceae
Exons: 1
Coding region: 7-582 (191 amino acids)
Source: RefSeq, a predicted model, not a curated record
CCAACAAUGGGGAUUGAUGAUUAUGAUUUCACGAAACCAGGAGCAAUCCCAUUUCAAUGGGAAAUCCGCCCCGGAGUACCCAAAGUCCAACACCAAAAACAACCACCGCCGCCGCCGUUACCACCACCGCAAGUUUGUGAAUACAAUCUUAGUCCACUAAAACCGCCACCAGCAGGGUCCGUGUUCGUACCACCAGGAGAGCCACGGACCAGGUCGUUUCGUUCGGGCAAUGCAACCCGAACGCGCUCAGAGCGGUGGCGGUUUGAGAAGCCGAAUAUCCUGGCCAGGGGACCCGAGAUUGUUUCGUCACCCGGGUGCUUCUUGUCUCCUCUACUAAGAAGAAAGUUGAGCGGGAAAAAGGGGAAGAGUGGUGGUGCUAGGACGGUACCUGAGCCAGCACCGAAGUCAGAACCUGACUGUAGUUCUGACCUUGAAACACUAGCCCGGUGGUCGGUUUCUUCCCGGAAAUCUCUGCUUUCGCCGUUCCGUGACUCACAGUCGUCGAUGUCGUCGUACUCGUCCUACCGGUCGUCUCCACGGCCGGUAAGUGACGCAGAGUGGGCAGGGUUCGGACUCUUUUAGCAAGCUUUGCAUGGCUUUCAAUGGUGAAGAGGUUUUUACAGUGUCAUUUUCUUGUGUUGUAAUUCCAAAGCUUUGUAAUUCCUAAACCCUAAUCCAAAGCAGCAUGAUUAAUAUUUGCUUGCGUGCUUGCUUGUGGUAAAAGCAUUUUUCUCUUUUUUGCCUUUUCCAUUAUGUGCUAUCAUAGUAGUCAGCUCACAAGAUUGUGUGUGUUAGUGCUUGAAGAUCUUGAAAUGUAGUUGUGGAAAAAUGCUAGGACGUAGUAUCACUAUCCUACAUAAGUCGAAUGAAGAUGCUUUUUCAUG